CGACUCGGACGAGAGCAGCAGCCAGCCAGCGGUGCCUGCCGUCGACGCGGCUGCCGGCGACGCUGCCGCCGGCGACGCUGCCGCCGGCGCGGAGGGCGGCGCGGAGGGCGGCGCGCCGUUGACGCUUUCGCAGAAGAAGAAGGAGCUGUGGGACGCCAAGGAGGCGCGGCUGCGGGCGACGUCGGAGCGCGCGGGCAUGCCCGGUUGGUGCCUCGCCUCGCUCAUCAUCAAGUCGAACGACGACUUGCGUCAGGAGGUCUUCAUCAUGCAGCUGAUCCGGCUCUUCGUCAAGAUCUUCCCGCCCGAGCUCACGUGGCUGCGGCCGUACCACAUCCAGGCCACCGGCCCCGACACGGGCCUGAUCGAGACGAUCACCUCGGCGGAGGACCUCGACCGGCUCAAGAAGACGGCGGGGUACACCUCGCUGCGCGCCCUCUUCGUGCAGCGGUACGGGCCGCCCGACAGCGACGGCUUCCUCGCGGCGCAGUCGCGCUUCAUCAAGUCGCUGGCGGGAUACUCGGUCGUCAUGUGGCUGCUGCUGCUGCGCGACCGGCACAACGGCAACUUGAUGAUCGACUCGCUCGGCCACUUCUUCCACAUCGACUUUGGCUUCUGCCUCGGCCACUCGACGGGCAAGCAGAUCGGCGGCGUCAUCGAGUCAGCUCCGUGGAAGCUCACCGCCGAGUACGUCGCGCUGAUGGGCGGCGUCGGCUCGGCGGGGUACGAGGCGUACGCCCAGGGCUGCGUGGAGGCGAUGGUGGCGGCGCACCGGCACGCGGACGUGAUCCUCACGAUGGUUGAGAUCGCGGGCACCGGCUCGAGGUACCCUUGCUUCCAGCAGACGCCGCUGCGCAAGGUGCUCGCGCGGCUGCGCAAGCGGCUCUACGUCGGCCACACCGAGGCGCAGGUGCGCGACGAGUUCAAGCGCGUCAUCGAGACGGCGCGCGAGCACAAGGGCACCUACUACUACGACUACUUCCAAAAGCUCCAGCAGGGUUACGCCGUCUGA
Emiliania huxleyi CCMP1516 is the source of this 1009-nucleotide messenger RNA. RefSeq lists its product as hypothetical. The record is from RefSeq and is a predicted model, not a curated record. The coding region runs from base 197 to 1009 and encodes 270 amino acids. Lineage: Eukaryota; Haptophyta; Isochrysidales; Noelaerhabdaceae. Gene Ontology annotation, molecular function: 1-phosphatidylinositol 4-kinase activity. The transcript is spliced from 2 exons. Gene Ontology annotation, biological process: phosphatidylinositol-mediated signaling; phosphatidylinositol phosphate biosynthetic process. Gene Ontology annotation, cellular component: membrane; cytoplasm.